This is a messenger RNA of Alternaria arbusti, 1545 nucleotides long. RefSeq lists its product as uncharacterized. The transcript is spliced from 5 exons. Lineage: Eukaryota; Fungi; Ascomycota; Dothideomycetes; Pleosporales; Pleosporaceae. Gene Ontology annotation, molecular function: chitin binding; chitinase activity. The record is from RefSeq and is a predicted model, not a curated record. Gene Ontology annotation, biological process: carbohydrate metabolic process; chitin catabolic process. Gene Ontology annotation, cellular component: extracellular region. Bases 1 to 1545 code for a protein of 514 amino acids.
AUGUUCUUCCCAUCCGCGGCGCUUCUUGCGUCGAUGAUACUCGCAAUAUCAGCAACAGCCCGAUUUGUCAUGUACGCAGACGAAUGGCACCCAACGCGUCCAGACAACCCACGAGAUCGAGCUGGCAUCGACCAUGUCAUCCUCGCCUUUGCCCCAGCCAACGCAACAGCUACGUUCCAGCCGAAAGUCCCCGUACACACCAUCCGCACCGAAUUCCCCAACGCAAAGGUCAUGAUUGCUGUCGGCGGCUGGGGCGAUACGGCUGGUUUCUGUCAAGCCACGAAGUCAGACGCAUCGAUGCUCGCGUUUGCCGCUGAUAUUGCCACUAUGCUUGCCAGGACUGGAGCGGAUGGAGUCGAAGACAUCGAUUGGGAAUAUCCUGGCGGCAACGGGGCGGACUACAAACAAGUGACGAACGGGGAUCAGGCUUACCAGAUCGCCGCGUUUCCCAAAUUACUAGCUGCCGUCCGUGCCGCUAUUGGGAAGAAGCUGCUUUCGAUCGCUGUCCCAGGAAAGGAAGGCCAGUCAUCAUACACAUGUUUGAGCUCCGUCACCGACGCCGAAAACAGCAUAAAGGACUACCUCGCCAUGGGCGCACCCCCCUCCAAGCUCAACCUCGGGUUCGCAUACUACGCAAAAUACUUCACCACUCAAGGAAACUGCAGUGCCAGCCCACUCAACUGCCCCAUCGCCCUCGCGGAGGAUGCCCGGGGCAAAGACACACUCACCUCUGGCGCCUGGACCUUUGAGAGAUCUCGCAUGCGUCCCGUCGAUGCCUCCUCUCUGACCGUAUCCCGAGACGGCACCUGCGGUCCAGAAAAGGGAACCAAGUGUGAGAUAGGCUGUUGUUCUCAACACGGCCACUGCGGUACUUCGCCUGAACACUGCAACGGCGCCUGUCAACACGCGUUUGGAUCUGGAUGUACGGACGCCGAUGUAGCAGCUUCAUGGCAGCUCGCAGCCAAACACGGUGUUACUGACGAGGUCGCUGGCGGACAAUACUACUUCGAUGCCACAAACCGCCUCUUCUGGACAUGGGAUACGCCCGAACUCAUCACGAGGAAAUUCGACAACAUCGUCCGCAAGUACAAGCUCGGUGGCGUCAUGGCGUGGAGUCUAGGUGAAGACAGCGCGGACUGGAGUCAUAUUCGACAGAUGGCGAAGGAAGUUGCCAAAGUUGGACUCGGUUUAGCGACUGCCAGCGACUCCAACAUGCCAGUCGAUGGCUACAUGUACGACGAGAUCACUCAUUAUUGCUGUCAAAACAUUUCCCAUCCAGCGAAUACCGUGACCUACCCACCAGCAUUCAUAGUUCCAAUCUCUUGGCAUACUAUUAAGCCCAUGUUGAACGACGACGACCUUGUUGAGAUGCAAGACACCUCAGACGCCCUCCAAGCGAUGCCAACGGAGCCCAGCCCAACCGCACUCAAGAUCCCGUCGCCAGGUUACCGUGUCUUUUUGGAAUGCAUGGGUGACGAUGGCUGGCUGAUAAGCUGUCCGGAAUGGGUCACCUCGAAGAAUGCUUGGGUGAGCAUGGUGGCCUAA